Peromyscus eremicus (cactus mouse) is the source of this 350-nucleotide messenger RNA. RefSeq names its product large ribosomal subunit protein eL34-like. Gene Ontology annotation, molecular function: structural constituent of ribosome. The transcript has a single exon. The coding region runs from base 1 to 330 and encodes 109 amino acids. Gene Ontology annotation, biological process: translation. Lineage: Eukaryota; Metazoa; Chordata; Mammalia; Rodentia; Cricetidae. Gene Ontology annotation, cellular component: ribosome. The record is from RefSeq and is a predicted model, not a curated record.
AUGGUCCAACAUUUGACAUACCAUCAUAGGCUUUCCUACAACACAGCCUCUAACAAAACUAGGCUGUCUCGAACCCCUGGCAACAGGAUUAUUUACCUUUAUACCAAGAAGGUUGGGAAAGCCUCUAAAUCUGAAUGCAGUGUGUGCCCACGCAGGCUUCGAGGGGUUCGUGCUGUGAGACCAAAAGUCCUUAUGAGACUGUCUAAGAUAAAGAAGCAAGUCAGCAGGACCUACGGUGGGUCCAUGUGUGCCAAGUGUGUCCGUGACAGGAUCAAGCGAGCUUUCCUUAUUGAGGAGCAGAAAAUUGUUGUGAAAGUGUUGAAGGUAUAAGCACAGAGUCAGAAAGCGAA